Molecule: messenger RNA, 429 nt
Organism: Cooperia oncophora
Lineage: Eukaryota; Metazoa; Nematoda; Chromadorea; Rhabditida; Trichostrongylidae
Source: the annotation of a GenBank genome assembly
UUGCAGACAUAUUCAAAUUGGCCAACGUAUCCACAGCUGUAUUUGGACGGUGAACUCAUUGGAGGCUUGGAUGUUAUUCGCGAAGAACUCAAGGAUGCAGAUUUUGUCGCCAAGUUGCCGAAGAAAGAGGCGGGUGAAAAUGAUCUGAACAGCCGGUUGAAGAAGCUUGUUAACCAACAUAAGCUGAUGUUGUUCAUGAAGGGUGAUCGACACGCGCCGCAGUGUGGUUUCUCACGUCAAAUGGUAGGACUGCUUGAUGGAGUUGGGGCGGACUACGGAACCUUUGAUAUUCUCAAGGAUGAAGAAACUUUCUCAAAUUGGCCAACGUAUCCUCAACUUUAUCUUAAUGGCGAGCUUCUAGGAGGACUAGACGUAGUUAGAGCGGAGAUGAGCGAUGAGAGUUUUGUUUCUUCUUUACCGAAAAUUUGA